Messenger RNA from Brienomyrus brachyistius, 1193 nucleotides. RefSeq names its product protein yippee-like 3. Bases 109 to 468 code for a protein of 119 amino acids. The record is from RefSeq and is a predicted model, not a curated record. Lineage: Eukaryota; Metazoa; Chordata; Actinopteri; Osteoglossiformes; Mormyridae. The transcript has 5 exons.
ACAUUUAAAAUUAGACCCUGAAAGGCGGUCUCGCAUGGUUGGAUAUAGUGAGAAGUAAAACGGAAAAAGCCGAUUUUAAAAAUUGCUAGUUACUUAAACUACUAAAACAUGGUGAAGCUGACCAAGGCAAAGACCUUCCAGGCAUACUUGGAUUCAUGCCAUCGUAGGUAUGCUUGUGUGCACUGCCGUGCUCAUUUGGCCAACCACGAUGACCUAAUUUCCAAGUCUUUUCAGGGCAGUCAAGGACGAGCGUACCUCUUCAAUUCAGUGGUGAACGUGGCAUGUGGUCCGGCAGAAGAGAGAGUCCUUCUGACGGGUCUCCAUGCUGUGGCAGACAUCUACUGCGAGAGGUGCCAUACUACGCUAGGCUGGAAAUAUGAACAGGCAUUUGAGUCAAGCCAAAAGUACAAAGAGGGAAAGUUUAUCAUUGAGGUUUCCCAUAUGAUCAAAGACAAUGGCUGGGACUGAGCUUAGCAUCUGAACCUUUUAUGUGCUCAGACUGCCGGAAUGAGACGAGGACAUUCACACAUUUGCAGUCACUGAAUUAUAACUAGUGAAUAGCUGUCUACAAAUGGUCAACUGAUUCAGUCACCUGUGAUUGAGCCACUCUAAGUUCCCUGCUUGUGUCUUACCAACUAGCUGCUUUUCAAAUUGCUGCAUACUGUAUGCGAUGAUUUUUAUAUCUUCCCAGUUAAUUAUCCUUCCUACUGCUAUUUGGGGAAUGAGGGUUUUUCAAGGAAAAAAAUGCUGCAGGACAGUUGCAUCAGCAUGAGUAUAUAAUAAUCUGUUGUAGCAAAUGGAGUGAUGCAUUUGUCAGACUGGAAGUUCCCAUUAGUUUGUAUGCUUUAUCACAUGAAAGCAAAGGUAUUAGUGUAAUUUUUCAGGUUUGGAAAGUGCUAUGGAUUACAUGUGAUUAAAUGGCAGAUUUCCAAGGUUUAUUUUAGGUGAACAAUCAAGUACAGAUUUUUUAGUCUGUUUAUGCACUUUGUAUUAGUUGUGUUGUGUAUAUAUGUGUAUGUGGAUAUAUGUAUAUGUGAAAGUUUUGCAAGGACACUAUUUGAGCAUAGUGUAAUAUGUAUCAUGAAUCCAUGAAUUACUUUGUAUGUACAGGUGUUUUUUUUAAACUGUCAUUUAUUAGUGAUUUGUGAAACUGCUUUAAUGCUCGGUAUAAUAAACGUUGCUAUAAUUACUGA